CGGCAUCUUGCGUUUCGCCAUCUGCGCGGCCAGCCAGCACUCCAGCAGCAGCCAUUACUCCUUCAUGCUGCUGCCUGCUUGAACGAUACACUCUACCGCUGUAUUCGUACGCAACAACGGAAUUAUUCUACUUUAAAAAUUGCCAAAAAACAGGUAGUUGUUCGUUUCCGCCUUUCAGAAAAUCAGAAUUAUCGUUUGAAGAACGUUCCUCUAGUAAUUAAUCUGUAGGUGUAGUGUUGUAGUACAUAGUCACCGCACACAACACAACGCCACCAUUUCCAUUGAAACCAGUGAUCCCGGGGAGCAGGACGCUAUCGUUUUAUUUAUUUUUUUCGCAAAAGUUUUGUCGUGUUGCAGUGUUGGAUGUUGUUGGAUCAAUCACCCAUCAGGUUGGAAAACACUGUUAUUUGAUGAGAUUAUAGAUUUAUAGAUAGCAGUGAAACAGUAUUUAGAUGAUUACUUGACUUUUCAACUCACUUUUCAAAUAAAAUGCCUAAACUUUCCAGAUCAAAAUAUAGAAAAGCAAAAUUGCAUAGUGAUAUGAGUUUGGAAAAUAUAUGUGGAACUAAUAAUAAUCAAGAAAAUAAUGUUUCUUCUGAUGUUUACUUAAGUAAUAAUUUCCAAGCUGACAAUAAUGCUCGCAAUAAUGUGAAUAUACACGCCACACCACUCAUGGUAGCUUCUGAGAAUUUCAAUAAUGACUUAACGUUAGCAGAUCCCGGGGCAGAUCCUCCUGAUCUUGAUGGCAAUAAAGAAUUAGAUAUCAAUAUUUCCCUUUCACCUUUCAGAUUUAGAAGAUUCAAUUUCCAAUGUUGUCCAAAAUUUAGGAGUCAGUGACAAUAUUACAAAAAAAAAAGAUAUCACUUCGGAAUUAACAGAGUGGGCUUUAAAAUUCAACAUAUCUCAUAUUGCAUUGUCUGAUUUAUUAAAACGAUUGAAACCAACUUUUAAUGAAUUGCCCCUUGAUGCCAGAAGUUUACUACAUACACCUAGAAAUUUGGAAUAUAAAAUUGUUUUUCCUGGACAAUAUUUCCAUUUCGGCCUAGAAAAAUGUAUUAAGAACCUAUUUUGUUGUAUUAAAAACAAGCCUAUAGACAAAAUUGAGAUUUAUGUUAAUAUUGAUGGACUUCCACUAUCAAAAAGUUCUGGAUCUCAGUUUUAUCCAAUACUUUGCUCACUAGUGCAAAAUAGAAAUGUAGUUGACAUAAUAGGUAUUUACCAUGGAAAUGAAAAACCCAAAAAUGUGAACGAAUUUCUUAAAGACUUUGUGGAGGAAGUGAAUAAAUUUUCAGAACAGGAUGUACCGGCAAAGGCCUUUAUCACUUCUACUAAGGGGCAUAAUGGAUACUACUCAUGCUCUAAGUGUGAGAUUGAAGGGGUAUUUAUACAAAAUAGAGUUUGCUUUCCAAAUGUUAAUAACUUGGUUUUAAGAAAUAACUAUAAAUUUAGACAGAAAACUCAAGAAGAACAUCACUUGGGGGCUAGUAUUUUGGAAAAAAUACCUAGUUUAAAUAUGAUAGAUGAUUUUGUUUUAGAUCCUAUGCAUUUAGUUUACUUGGGUGUAGUUAAAAAACUCAUAGUUACACUUUGGUGCAAUGGCGCUCCUUCAAUUAAGCUAUCUUUCCGUGAAAUUUCAAACAUUUCAAAAAAAUUAUGUGAUUUAAAAUAUUGCAUUCCGGCUGAAUUUAAUAGAAAGCCACGGUCUAUGAUGGAAUGUAAGAGAUGGAAAGCCACAGAGUUUUACCAAUUUUUAAUUUACACUGGCCCCCUCGUUUUAAAAGAUAUUUUGACAAAAGAUAAAUAUUUAAAUUUCUUGUCUCUCCAUGUAUCAAUAUACAUCCUUUCCAGUCCAAGUGCUUCCACAGAAUUAACAAACUAUGCAAGUGAAUUACUGGAAUAUUUUGUCCAUACUUUUAGUCUUCUUUAUGGCCAAGAACACUGUUCCCAUAACAUUCAUAAUCUUCUGCACCUCCAUGCAGAUUUUACUAAAUUCGGUCCAUUAUUUAAUUUUUCAGCAUUUCCUUUUGAAAAUUUCAUGCAAAUCAUUUUAAAAUUAGUACGUAAACAAGAUAAACCUUUAGCCCAAAUUGUAUUUCGUAAAUCUGAACUCAAUGAUUUUCUCUAUAAACAAGAAUCAUCUGUUGAUGAACCUACUUUCAAAUCACGACAUUUUAAUGGACCUCUUAUCGAUAUUGACGAAGAAUAUGAGCAGUUUCAAAAAGUGCAUUGUCAAAAUUUCUUGUUAACUGUGGAAUCACCUGAUCAUUGCUGUUCAUUAAAAAAUGGAAAUUUAAUAUUAAUAAGAAACAUUUUAAUAAAAAAGGGUUUGCCAUAUAUAAUUGGACAUAGAUUUCUAAAUGUUUCUGAUUUUUUUACUGAACCUAUAAAAUCAUCUUUACUUGGCAUUUAUUUAGUAAGAAAUUUGGACAAACUCCAACAGUGGCCACUUUCCGAAAUAACUUCAAAAUGUUUGAAAUUACCAUUCAAGGAUGAUGUUUUUCUAGUGCUUCCACUCUUACAUCUAAAUUAACAUUUUGGGAUAGCUGGUAGUUUUAUGUCCUAGGAAGUGAUUUGCUUUAAUAUCAUUUAUUUUAUUUAUUCAUUGGUACACUUUACAAUGAACAUCACAGCUAACAUGAAUGUGUGUAUUUUUUCAAGUCUCGUUUAACCUAGGUACAAAAAUAACUGAACUUUAUUUCUUGAUAAUGUCUCAUAUUUUUCAAAACUCAUUCUCUAUCAAAAAAAAAUUAUAAAAUAUUUUCUAUAAGUAAAUUAAAAUAUUUAAAAAUGGUCAAUUAUCAUUCUAAGUAUAUGUAGGUAUACCAGCUAUUGUCUGCUAAUUCAAAAGCUAGUUUAUUUGAAGUUGUACAUUUGGUAUAAUUUUUCAAAUUACUGAAAUUCCGUUGCUCAUCGAAAAAAAAGGAUGGAUAAGACGUGGAGUGUAGUGCAGUUUGAGGAGGAAAAUGCAGUGGAAGCAGUGCCCUCCUCAUGGAUUUAUAAUAACAAAUGCUAUUGGCCGCCAUUUAAUAAGGAAAAACUACUAAAAUUUAUUAAAAAUAAUGAGGAGCCAAACACUUGCUGGCCACUGCACCCUGUGAAAAUAUUUCGUAAUGGAAUAUAUGAUGAUUAUCUUACGGCUAGGAAAAAAUGUCAGACUGCCGAAAUGUUCUCGGACCUCUGUUCAGAUACUGGUGAUGAAAAAUCCUCAAGAAAAAAGAGAACAAAAAAAGUUUUUUCGCCGGAAUCCAGCCCCAUUUCUACUAGUGAGGACGAAAAGGAAAGAGGCUGUAAGCCCAAAAAAAAUUCAUUACCACCGGCCCCAAUUUUGGUUGAAAAUCCUGUUCGUCUGGCUAAUUCUAAUGCAAGAGGUCCACGUUCAGAUGCCAAUAAUAUAUUAUCGCCGAAGGGAUCGUCAUCGUCUUCGACGUCUUCUCUAGGAAGUAUGACAUCGAAUUUAGGAUCAGCACUAGGAAAUGGUCGAGUAAUUGAACACCCUCGAUGUGACAAUACCAAUGAAAUCAGAGUGGACGUUUCAGCGACAGAAUCAGGCUGCUGCAAGAUGCAUGGAAAGCUUUUGACAGAUCUUGUCCGGAAACAAAACAUUUUAUUUCAAUACAUUAAAGAAAUUCAUGGCUAUACAGUUGAAAUGGAUCAAACACUCAAAAAAAUUGAUACCAAUAAUAAACCUUCAGAAAUAAAUGAAACUUGCAAAAUAAGUUUCAUUAAAGAUUUUAAUUUUCCUUUAAGCAACGAAGAAGAUUUAACAGGUUUUGAGGAGUAUUUAUCGAAUGAUGUUAAUUAUGCAAUUGUUGUUAAAGAAGUUGUUAAGAUAGGAGGGAUCGACAUUAACCAAUUCGUGAAACGUGGCCUGUCUUUCUGCAUCUCAAACCGAUUGGCGGAGACCUAUACUUACUUUGGAAAAAAAGGGAAAAAAAAUUUUUCAGAACUAAAACUAUGCAGUGUGUUGUUUGAUGCUGUUUUCAAAAAGUUUAAGGAUUCUUCUAGAAAGGACAUUGAAACUAGUAUCAAAAAUUGGAUGCGUAGAGCAAAAGAAAGGAAUAUGCCAAGACCGCAAAGCGCCACGUCGCGACAAGAAGCUGAAAUGGCUGCGAAAAGUUUAAGAGAGCUUCAAGCAGGCACUACUGAUCCAGUGCAAAGGUUACGACUAUUAUGUUUGUCCAGAGGAGCUACUGGUAUCUUGGGGUUAGGCAGGAUGUUUCGCAGGAUGGACGAAGACGGUAACAAAAAUUUAAAUCUGGAAGAGUUUACUUUAGGUCUGAAAGAAAUGGGCUUGAACAUCAGUGAUGAUGAAAUCAAAGAGAUGUUUGCAAAGUUUGAUACUGAUGGUAGCGGCAGCAUUAACAUGGAGGAGUUUUUGGUUCAUAUUAGGCCUCCCCUCAGCGAUUCCAGAAAAAAAGUCAUUGAGGAGGCGUUCAAUAAAAUGGAUAAAACAAAAGAUGGUGAAAUUACUAUUGAAGAUUUGAAAAAUGUCUACAAUGUUAAAUCACACCCAAGAUAUAUUUCUGGGGAAGACAGUGAAGAGGGUAUAUUAAAAAAAUUCUUAGGGAAUUUUGAACAGGACGCAACUAGGGAUGGAAAGGUAACCAAAGAAGAAUUCUUCAACUACUAUGCAGCAAUCAGCGCCUCAAUAGAUAACGACUGUUAUUUUGAUUUGAUGAUGAGACAAGCUUACAAACUUUAAAAACAUUACGUAAUAAUAAUUACUAUUACUCUUUUGCUGUUUUAAAACUUUUUUAGUGUUAAAAUGUGUGUUAACUUUUUUAAAACAAUAUUUAUCGUUGUUAGGAAUUUUGUGAGUAAAAUAAUAUUUAUUAAGUACAACAUCAAAUUUAUAUUAAAAUAUAUUUGUAAACUAAUAAAACUGAUACUAUAAUAAAAAUUGAAAAAAAUAAAAAUAAAAUAAAAUCUAUAACCCUAAGGGUUGAUAAUAAUAUUAAACUACUAAUUGCACUUGUUGAGAAAUUAUUUGUGAAUGGCUAAUUUCUAAUGGCAAGGAUUGUUCUAUAACUAGAGGUUAUUAAAAAAAAAAAAUUAGGUGUGUAUUAUUUAUGUUCCUAACAAGUGUGCAAAGAGACUUUGCGUACAUGCUGAAUCAAUGAAAUCAAAAUAAAUACUUAUAAAACAUUAAAAUUCGCCCUAUUGCCGAAACCCUUCACAAAUUGUUUUGAGUAUUGCCAGAUUAGAGAGAAGUAAUCAGACGUCGAAUCAGACUAAUGGAUUAUAUGUUUUCCUUAAUUGCGUUGCCUGAUUACAUAUAAAGUUGUUUAACUGGUGUAUUUUUUUGCAAAUUUUAACAAAAAGUUAAAUUGAACUUUAUUUUGUUAAACAAGCAAAAUCAAUGUUUCAAUAAUUCCUAUGUUUUGCAUAAAAAACUUCACAGUCCAGACUGCAAAAGUAACAUUUUUCAAAUGUUCGAUCUACAGAAGAACUGUGAAAGUCAUACCUAUUAUUUCUCAGAGGGAUUUCUUAACAUAAUUCAGAUGUGUACUAAUGUACAAAAAAUUUUAGCCCUCUUUUAAGCUUUUUUUAUCACAAGGUGAGAUUUUUCUGAGGAUUAACAUAAUCCAUGGGUAUUCUAGUAUUACAAUUCCCAUGCAAAACCACAAUGGGAUGAUCACAUUUAAAAUAAUAAUCGAAAAUUUCCCUAUAGCCAUGAUCCCUCCACCAUGUACACAAUUGCCUAUUGAAUCCGCAAUUUAAUGUUUGUAUAAGCUCAGGAUACUCAUAGCCUAAUAAAGUAUAAAAAUCUUGAUCUCCCAAAUGCCCCCUAAACUUAUAUUUUUCUGUCAUAUUUAUAACACUUUCUUUGGUGAUUAUUUUAGAAAAUUCUGUGGAAUUCCGUUGUUUUUCAAAAUCUACUAAGACCACUCCACUGUUGUAACCUUGGAAACCUUUAGGAUGGUUAGGACUGCUUGGACUUAAUGGUCGUUGAUGGUAAAAUUCACCAAAAGUGGUUUUAUGUUUGCGUUUGUACAUGUGCAGAAUGUGUUUGUAGACUGGAGUUAGUUCUGGGGCCAAGCCAAAAAAGGCAGUAGAUUUGAA
This is a messenger RNA of Ceutorhynchus assimilis (cabbage seed weevil), 6063 nucleotides long. NCBI's taxonomy places the organism in Eukaryota, Metazoa, Arthropoda, Insecta, Coleoptera, Curculionidae. The record is from the annotation of a GenBank genome assembly.